AUGACUAAAAUAGACAUGAUCUUGAAAGUGUUAUAUGCUAAUCAUGUGGUGGUAGUGGUGGUGGUGGUGGAGUGGAGUGGUGGUGGUGGGGAUGGAAGUUGUGGAGGAGGAGGUGGUGGUGGCAGCUUGGUGGUGGUGGUGGUGUUGGUUGUGGAGGUGGUGGUUAUGAUGGUGGUGGCAGAGGAUGAGGAUGUGGUGGGGGUGGUGGUGGUGGCGGUGGUUGUGGAGGUGGUGAAUGUGGGGUGGUGGAGCUAG
This is a messenger RNA of Prunus armeniaca (apricot), 255 nucleotides long. NCBI's taxonomy places the organism in Eukaryota, Viridiplantae, Streptophyta, Magnoliopsida, Rosales, Rosaceae. The record is from the annotation of a GenBank genome assembly.